UGUCCAUCACCAGCAGUCUGAACGUAACCUCACCCAACGACAGAAUAGAAGUGUGUUGUAAAGUGUAAAAAAGAGAGAAAAAAAAGUGUAAAGAAAAGAAGCAUCUCAUUGUAAACUUUCAAAGAAGGUUAUUUCGUACAGAACUGCGUCGUCGACAUGAGGUUUCCCCACAGGACAGUAAAGAGAAAGAAGUGAAAGAAACUGAAAAAGAAAGAAAGAAAAAAAAGUGUUUUGAAAGCCUGCCUCUCUUAUUGUAAACGUUCACAAAAAAGGUGUUUAUUCCCUUCAGCAUAGCACCUCCAGCAUGAGGUUUCCACACAGCAGCAUAGUGAUAUCAACAGCGACGCUUUUACUGCUGGCAUCUCCUGGCACUCAAGGAUCCGGUGCCCCCUGCAACGCCCGCAACUUCGGCCAGGAUAGCGUGGUGUGCGUCUGCUCUGCCCGCGGGUGUGACCUCCCCGGCCGGCUGACCCUUCCUGACCCCGGCCACUUCACCGUCGUGACCUCGUCUCGCGAUGGCCUCAGGUUCCACGCGGAGACGAAGGAGGUCGACGAUUUUGGAGAGGAAGAAGCAGAAGACCCGAAGGGCACGACAACCAUAGAAGUGGACUUGGACGACCGUCGGCAGGUGACGCUCGGUUUCGGCGCCGCCUUCACCGACGCUUCGGGAAUCAACCUCGCUGCACUUUCCCCCGACGUCCGAGAGAUGGCGCUGAGGUCCUAUUUCUCUCCUGAGGGUAUUGAGUAUGAUCUCAGCCGCGUCCCGAUCGGUAGCUGCGACUUCUCCGUGAAGCCAUACUCUUACGCGGAAGUCGAGGGCGACGUCGAACUCGAACACUUCAAACUGGCUCAGGAAGACUUUCUAUACAAGAUUCCCCAGCUGCGUCGUGCCCAGGAGCUGAGCGAACGUCCCCUGAGAGUGUUGGGGUCCCCCUGGUCUCCUCCCACGUGGAUGAAGACCAAUGGUAAACACAACGAGUCGGGUCAGCUGAUCCGGGAGAUGUGGCGACCCUGGGCCGACUACCUCGUUAAGUUCGUGAAAGCGUACGAGGAGGAGGGCAUACCUAUAUGGGGUAUCACGACACUGAACGACCCCCUUAGUGGUUUUGAUCCGACCUUCAAAUGGAACAGCCUUGGGUGGACGAAUGAAAGUAUGCGGGACUGGAUCAAAGAGAGCUUAGGACCCGCAGUAGAAGAGGCAGGACUCCGGGAUCGACUUCGUGUCUUAAUUAAUGAUCAAAGCCGCGAUCAUCUCUCGUGGUAUCCUCAUGCUACCCUCGAGGAUCCCGACGCGGCUCGGUACGUGAGUGGCGUGGCCGUGCACUGGUACGCCGACUCGCAAGUGGGCCCCGGUGUGCUGGACGAAAUUCACGAUUCCUUUCCUGAUAAAUUCCUUCUGUAUUCUGAGGCGUGUACAGGUAAGGGAAAAGGGAGGUUGAGGUACUUUUUGAAUUGUAGGUUUAUUGUUCAGACACACGCAUGCACAUACGCGGAGAAAUACACUUAG
This is a messenger RNA of Penaeus indicus, 1507 nucleotides long. RefSeq names its product lysosomal acid glucosylceramidase-like. Gene Ontology annotation, molecular function: glucosylceramidase activity. Lineage: Eukaryota; Metazoa; Arthropoda; Malacostraca; Decapoda; Penaeidae. The coding region runs from base 305 to 1507 and encodes 400 amino acids. The transcript is spliced from 9 exons. The record is from RefSeq and is a predicted model, not a curated record. Gene Ontology annotation, biological process: glucosylceramide catabolic process.